Molecule: messenger RNA, 2281 nt
Organism: Spinacia oleracea (spinach)
Lineage: Eukaryota; Viridiplantae; Streptophyta; Magnoliopsida; Caryophyllales; Amaranthaceae
Product: ATP-dependent Clp protease proteolytic subunit-related protein 1, chloroplastic-like
Exons: 6
Coding region: 1215-1775 (186 amino acids)
Source: RefSeq, a predicted model, not a curated record
UCAAAACUCGUCAGCUUCAAUGGCGAUGCAAGCUGGAUUAGGCGUAUCUCAACUUCUCUUGUUAGUCGGACCUGGUUAUACCGGAAUUGUUCUUGUCAAAAAACGACAAUAAUUUGGUAAUGAUUACUGUUCCUCUCUCUCAUUCUGCAAAAUUCACAAGUUCAAAUUCAAUGAAAAAAAAGCACCUAGAAAUUGAUUUAAAUGAUUCGUUAGCCUGGUUAUAAUUUGUCGAUUUGUGGGUAUGUUAAUGGGUUGACAGCUUUUGUUUGUACAAAUGUUGAGAACCCUCAAUUGCUGGAGGUUUAUUUUUGGUGCAUAUUAUCAUUUUCUUAAUUACCCAUUUCUAUCUUCUCCAACUAAACACUAGGAAAAGGAGAAAUUUCACAAGAAACUGGUGAAAUUGGUGAUACCCAGAUUGUUGUCAGGUGCAGUUUUGGUCUUCGUUUUUGUUGGAAACCGUAAUUAUUUGAUCGUUGAAUCGCACUUUUUUACUUUCUUGUAGAAUUAUCCGCGAAUUUCACUUAUUUGACAUUUGGAAUCAACAAAAUAGCGUCAUUUGAGAUGGAUGAUAGAAAAAGCUGUGGAUCUUCGAAGUUGUUCCGAUAUUGCAGGUCCUAAGAAAACACAUGAGUGUCGCAGUUCAUACCAAGCUGCCUUACCAGAAAUCUUAGAGGUGAUUAAAUCUGCAUGUAGCAGUCAUGGGCUUCCCUUAGCCCAAACCUAGGUUCCAUGCAUCCAACAAGGGAAAGAAGGGUGCCGACACUCUGAUGAAAACCUUUCCCGUUGUGUUUCAACAGUUGAUUCAGCUUGCUUUGUUGCAAAUCCUUGUAUGCAAGACUCCACCAGGCUUGCUCGGAGCACCACCUAUUUAAAAGACAAGGUGUUGCCGGGAAGGCAUUUAUGACGAAUCAACCAUGCUUCUCGGGUGAUAUAACAACUUAUUCAAAGACAAAGUAUCCUCUUUCACACCAUGCAAGGAUGUUUGGGAUGUGUGCUUCUGUUGCUUUUCGCCUUAGAUGUAUCUACACUGGUAAUGCCGACUUUGUUCUGGAAUUCUUCCUGCCAACCAAUUGUAGGGAUCCUAGAGAACAAAAGAAAAUGCUUACUUCCCUAUCAAUUAUAAUACAACGAGUUUGUAGGAGCUUAAGGGUCGUUAGUGACAAGGAGCUAGACCAAGACACUUUAAUGCUGCAUGAUCCACUACAGACGAAUAGAUGUUAAAGGUGGAAGAUACUGUGUCAGGUUCUUCUCCGGAAGAGUCGUGUGGGACUGCUUUCCAGGACAGAGAAAGAACUAGCGGUCUCCCAGUUCCUCAAGAAGAUCAACCAAUGGGGUGUCUUGCCAUGGGAAAUGUAAGUUUCUAUGCCAUUCUUGUUGUCUCGCUUUUGUUUUAUUGUCUUAUAACCAUGUUAAUGACAGUGGAUAAUCCAGUCCGCCGACAGUUAGAGAAAGUGACAGAGCAAAGUAUCUCAUCUGCGAGAAAUUAUUUAGAUAAUGGUGGGAUGUGGAGUGCUAGAGGUAUGGAUGAUAGGGGUGCAUCAAAAUACAGUAUGAGCAUUACCAUGUAUCGUAGUGGAGCUAAAGGAUAUGGAAGACCAAGAACUUCUCCACCUGAUCUCCCUUCCUUGAUUUUCGAUACAAGGAUUGUUUAUCUUGUCAUGCCAAUUGUGCAUGCAGUUACUAAGCUUAUUAUUGGUUUUGUUCUCUCUCUGUCUGUCGCUGAUGGAAUUCUAGGUGGUGUUAUAAAUCACAGACACCUUAGAGUUAUCUCUUGAUCCAGAUUUGUUUGCUUAUGAGUUGAGGCCAGCGCAUCAGCAAGACUUCGAACCUCAGUAAUCAUCGCCACUACAUCAUUAAGCUUGUUAACUACAGACCCAACACCCUGUUUUUCAAGUGGAAAAUGGAUUAAUCAUGUGAGAAAUCUUACAUCUACACGUCAUCUAUUAAGAAGUGAAGUAAUUUGUAAAGAUACAGUCUAGAGUCUGAAGAGUACAUACCACACCAGCAGCCCCUGUAGUAAUGGCCAUAUGAUCUGUAACGGCGCUUAAACCCGACGAGCACAUGACUGGGAUUGUAACCGCUCGGGAGAUUUAGUAUGCUGCUGCUAAUGUGGGUGUUGCCUGAAACUAUUGCAACUUGCGUUUAGUUAUGGUCAUUAUUUUUGUUGCAGUGCAAGUUUUAAAUGAUAGGCGUUCAUACCUUGUCAAUUAAAUCCAGAACUCCAGGCUUCGAAGGGGUUGAGUAUUUCCCCCCUUCUGUUUGGAUAACAUCAGCGACCGUU